Amyelois transitella is the source of this 2608-nucleotide messenger RNA. RefSeq names its product succinate--CoA ligase [ADP-forming] subunit beta, mitochondrial (gene ScsbetaA). Bases 74 to 1444 code for a protein of 456 amino acids. Gene Ontology annotation, cellular component: mitochondrion; succinate-CoA ligase complex. The record is from RefSeq and is a predicted model, not a curated record. NCBI's taxonomy places the organism in Eukaryota, Metazoa, Arthropoda, Insecta, Lepidoptera, Pyralidae. The transcript has 10 exons. Gene Ontology annotation, molecular function: metal ion binding; ATP binding; succinate-CoA ligase (ADP-forming) activity. Gene Ontology annotation, biological process: tricarboxylic acid cycle; succinyl-CoA metabolic process.
CCUGAUUGGAAAUAAAUGUGACAGGACAGACGGAGACUGAUGCGAAAGACGGUCGAGCCAACAAGAAAAUAAAAUGGCGAAUUUUCUUCCUCGUUCCCUUGGUCUUGCUGAAACUUAUUUACUGAAAAAUGGGUCUAAGUUACUGGCAGCCACAUGCGGAUCCAGCCUUCCAAGCAAGCAGCAAGUACGACACUUGAAUGUUCACGAGUAUGUGAGUUACACUCUUCUGAGUGAAAAUGGCAUUCCUGUACCAAGGUUCAAUGUGGCCAAGACCAAGGACGAGAUAGUAAAGUUUGCACAAGAACUCAACACAAAAGACAUAGUGCUGAAAGCCCAGGUAUUAGCUGGUGGCAGAGGAAGAGGUGCAUUCAAGAAUGGCCUGAAAGGAGGCGUCAGAAUGGUGCCUACGCCUGAGCAGGCAGGCGAGAUCGGCGGUAAAAUGCUGAAGCAGCUGUUGGUGACGAAGCAGACGGGCCCCGCCGGCCGCAUCUGCAACAUGGUGAUGGUGACUGAGAGGAAAUUCCCGCGCAGGGAGUUCUACAUUGCCGUCAUGAUGGAGCGCAGUUUCAAUGGCCCUGUCAUAAUCGCGUCUUCGCAAGGCGGCGUGAACAUUGAGGAUGUAGCCGCGGAGAACCCUGACGCCAUCACCUACGAGCCUAUCGACAUUGUCACCGGAAUCACUGACGAACAAGUCAACAGAGUCAUCAAGAAGAUUGGCUUGGAAGGAAACGCAGCCGAGGCAUCUGAUGUGAUAAAAAAAAUGUACGACUUAUUUUGUAAGAGUGACGCGCUCCUGAUCGAGGUCAACCCUUACGCUGAAGAUGCCAUAAACGGCAAAUUCUUCUGCUUAGACGCCAAAUUCAGGUUUGACGACAAUGCGGAUUUCAGACAAAAGAAAAUAUUCGCCUACAGGGACACUACACAAGAGGAUCCUAAAGAGAUUGAAGCUGCCAAAUUCAACUUGAACUACAUUGCGCUUGAUGGUAACAUCGGGUGCAUGGUGAACGGCGCCGGCCUGGCCAUGGCCACGAUGGACAUCAUCAAGCUGUACGGCGGCGACCCCGCCAACUUCCUCGACGUGGGCGGCGGCGCCACCGCGCAGGCUGUCUCCGAAGCAUUCAAGAUCAUUCUAUCGGACCCGAAAGUGACAGCCAUCCUGGUGAACAUUUUCGGAGGCAUCAUGCGCUGCGACGUGAUCGCGGAGGGCAUCAUCAACGCGGCAAAAAAUCUGAACAUCCAGAUCCCUGUUAUUGUCCGUCUACAGGGAACGAAAGUGCACGAGGCGCGGAAACUGAUCGCCGAGUCCGGGCUGCGCAUCGUGCCGCGCGACGACCUGGACGAGGCGGCGCAGCUCGUGGUGCAGCUCUCCGAGAUCGUGGCGCUCGCGCGCAAGGCCGGAGUCGAGGUCCAGUUCGACAUACCCAGAUACAUGAUCGAGCAGUAAACAGUAUUAACAGAAGCGGACUUAGAUCUAGAUGAACCACUUCUUUCUGGUCAAUGUGAAGCCAAUAGGAUGUUUUAUAUUUUGACCAACUUUUUUUUGGUAUAUUUUACAGAUAUAUUUACAGUUUAGUUGAUGACGAUCAGUACAAAUGCCGAAUGAAAAAAGAGGUUCAUUUAUCGCCCUUUUACUACUCACAGAGUCUAUCUAGAUAUUUGUCCGUGUUUAGCCCCAUUAUUCGCCACAUUACCAUCAGUCUUACGACCUCGCCAUCACAUCUUACGAGAAACAUUCGAUCAUAUUAUUGUAAUUUCACUAUCUCUUUGAUGUAUCGACUCGUGUUUCGAUGUUAACUUUUAAGAUUUAUGCAGAGUAUUGUUUUAGUUUUUAGAUAUUUUUGGUUUUAUUUUUCUAUUUACACAAUUUUAUGGAUAUAUUUUUGACAGCCUUUGUGAUAAAUUAAUUUAUCAAAUAUAAUGUAAGUGUAUGUGCUGUAGUCGAGAAAAGAAUAUUGGUAAAGCAUUGUUACGGGAAUACGAGUUGUUUGACAACAUUUAAGUAGAAUAGCUUCGUUCAUUUUUAUUUAUUUAUUUAAAUAACAUUGAAUUGUUAGUAGAUUAAGAUAUUGUUGGUUGUUAAGUAGUUAGCUUAAAUCAAUUUGUGGGGUUCUAUAAUCCGCCACUUUCUGUUACUUCUCCUAUGACUUCUGUUAUAAAUUAUUUGAUUAAUAUAGCAUUUACACGUCAUAUGAUAUGUACCUCAAGUAUGGGAGAUUGUAAAGUAUAAAUUAUACGCGUUUCUUAUAGUAUCGAAAGGAAACCGCGUUAUUACACAACGUGAUGCAGUCAUUUCGUGUUAAGAAUUUAUUGUUUAUUUAAACUAUUGAAUAGUGGAAAAUAACUGUAGUGCAGGUUACUGUUGAUGUAAUUGUUCUGAAAUAUUAUCAAUGUCUUAAGACAUCGUCAAGACGUGUAUCAGCGCAAUAAUUGUAUGUUAGUACUUUAUGUACAUGUUCUUUCUUCCUUGUAAUUAUUUACGUAUCCAAUUGGAGAAAUAAAUAUGAGGACUUGGUCGGAAAGUUAAAGUACAAUAUUGUUUGAUCUUGUAUAUUGAUAUAAUUUAAUUUAUUGGCUUGAGAAAAACGUAAUAAAAUCUAAUUUAGAUCUG